Messenger RNA from Lolium rigidum, 1038 nucleotides. Its product is annotated as protein STRICTOSIDINE SYNTHASE-LIKE 10-like. Gene Ontology annotation, molecular function: strictosidine synthase activity. The record is from RefSeq and is a predicted model, not a curated record. Gene Ontology annotation, biological process: biosynthetic process. Lineage: Eukaryota; Viridiplantae; Streptophyta; Magnoliopsida; Poales; Poaceae. The transcript has a single exon. The coding region runs from base 1 to 1038 and encodes 345 amino acids.
AUGGGGUGCGCGAUGAGCCGUCUCGUCAAGGCAACUAUCGCGGUAGUUAUCAUGGCGAUGCUGUUCAUGCCCGCUGCCAUGGCGGCAACCGUCGCGAGCUUCGACGCCACCCAGAGCCAGCGCAUACCGCUACCGGACGGAUCAGUCAGAGGACCAGAGAGCGUUGCGUUCGACAGCCAAGGCCAGGGUCCGUACAGCAGCGUCUCCGACGGCCGCGUCCUGAAGUGGAACGGCGACGAGCUCGGCUGGACAACCUUCACCUCCAGUCCGGACUACAACAGCGAUGCCUGCAGGUUUGCCAAGCUCCGUCCGGCGACCAACCCGGAGACCCUCUGCGGCAGGCCGCUCGGCCUGCAAUUCCAUCACAAGUCCGGAAAUCUAUACGUGGCCGACGCCUACAAGGGGCUCAUGCGAGUCGGACCUGAUGGAGGGGAGGCCACGGUGCUGGUCAGCGAGAUUGAUGGUCUACCUCUUCGCUUCACCAACGGGAUUGAUGUCGACCAGAUCACCGGCCAAGUCUAUUUCACAGAUAGUUCCAUGAACUACGACAGGUCGCAGCACGAACUGGUUACAAACACGCAUGACGCAACAGGCCGUCUAUUGGUGUACGAUCCCCAAACGGGAGAUGUCCAGGUUCUCCAAGCUGGCUUGGCAUACCCGAACGGCGUUGCUAUAAGCUACGACCGGACACACCUCGUGGUCGCGUCUACUGGACCGUGCAAGUUACUUCGGCACUGGAUCAGAGGCUCCAAGGCAGGCACAACAGAGCCCUUUGCCGACCUUCCGGGCUACCCUGAUAAUGUGAGGCCGGAUAGGAAAGGUGGGUACUGGGUGGCGUUACACGGCGAGAAGAAUGAGCGGCCCUUUGGCGUCGACAACCAUCUGCUCGCUGUGAGGGUUGGACGCGACGGGAAGAUAGUUGAAGAGAUGAGAGGCCCCAAAAGAGUUAAACCAUCCGAGAUAAUGGAGAGAGCCGAUGGCAAACUUUAUAUAGGAACCAUGGAUGGGCCCUACGUCGGUGUAGCUACACGGACAUAG